This is a messenger RNA of Condylostylus longicornis, 531 nucleotides long. RefSeq names its product bolA-like protein 3. NCBI's taxonomy places the organism in Eukaryota, Metazoa, Arthropoda, Insecta, Diptera, Dolichopodidae. The record is from RefSeq and is a predicted model, not a curated record. The coding region runs from base 53 to 373 and encodes 106 amino acids. The transcript has 6 exons.
UUAAAUAAACGAUUCCGUAUAAAAUAAACUAAAUUUUAUAAGAAUUAUAGAGAUGUCACGAUUAUUUUCAUUUUUGAAAAAUAGCAAAAAAUUUUUGGUUGUGCCAAGGUUAUUUGCUCAAACAAAUGGAUCUGAAGUUUCCGAAUCAAAUCUAGUAUCAAUUUUAAAAAAUAAAUUUCCAAAGGCGAAUGUUGUCGAAGUAGAAGAUAUUUCUGGAGGAUGUGGUGCAAUGUUCAAAAUAUUCGUUGAAACAUCAGAAUUCGAAGGAAAUACUGUGAUAAAGCAACACAAAAUGAUAACAGAAGCGUUAAAGGAUCAAAUUAAAGAUAUGCAUGGUUUAACAAUACAGACUUCUAUACCAAAAGUGAAAUAGUAGUUUCAAAGUGAAUAACACAAAUAAUUUCCCAUUUACUUUAAAAUAAAUAAUAUAACGUAGCAAGAAUUAAUUUUUGAAAUGUUAGUUUAAAAUUAGACUUACCGAUUUCAAAGUUAAUUUGUAUGUGAAUUUAAAUAUAUAUCAAGUGUUAGAUA